UGAAAAUACUUUCUCUGAUAUGGUUUCUCUCAUUCCAGGAUGGAUUUCUUGCGACCUGAGGGUAGUCUUUCUGAAGCUGAUGGAGCAGCAGCUAUUCUUCCUAAGGUUUACAGUAAUCCACAACCAGAGGAGUCACAGUCUCGGGUUUCUGUUGCUGAUUUUGACUACUUGAAGGUGAUCGGGACAGGAAGCUUUGGCAAGGUGUUCUUGGCCACACAAAGAGAGAAUGGCAGAUAUUACGCAGUCAAAGUUCUAAAGAAACACAUCAUCUUAACAAGGAAGGAGGAAAGAAAUGUCAUGUGUGAGCACAGAGUGUUGUUAAAGACUCUUAAUCAUCCAUUCCUGGUGAAGCUCCACUUCAGUUUUCAGACUAAGGACAGUCUCUAUCUUGUGCUGGACUAUGCAUGUGGAGGAGAGCUCUUUUACCAUUUGCAGAGAGAGGGGGUCUUUGGAGAACCCAGAGCCAGAUUUUAUGCUGCUGAGAUGGCAUGUGCUUUAGGAUACUUACACUCCCUGAAGAUUGUCUAUAGGGACCUGAAACCAGAAAACAUUCUGCUGGAUUCUGCAGGUCAUGUGGUUCUGACCGACUUCGGCUUGUGUAAGGAGGGAAUGAGUAGACGUGGCACCACCACAACGUUUUGUGGAACGCCAGAGUACUUGGCACCUGAGGUUCUCCUGCAGAAGGAGUACGACAGGACUGUGGACUGGUGGGGUUUGGGAGCUGUCCUUCAUGAAAUGCUCUAUGGCUUGGUAAACAAACCCACUGAAUUAAUGCUAAUAUAA
This is a messenger RNA of Carassius auratus (goldfish), 783 nucleotides long. RefSeq names its product serine/threonine-protein kinase Sgk1-like. Gene Ontology annotation, biological process: protein phosphorylation. The transcript is spliced from 7 exons. Lineage: Eukaryota; Metazoa; Chordata; Actinopteri; Cypriniformes; Cyprinidae. The record is from RefSeq and is a predicted model, not a curated record. The coding region runs from base 40 to 783 and encodes 247 amino acids. Gene Ontology annotation, molecular function: protein kinase activity; ATP binding.